Molecule: messenger RNA, 812 nt
Organism: Drosophila innubila
Lineage: Eukaryota; Metazoa; Arthropoda; Insecta; Diptera; Drosophilidae
Product: chymotrypsin-1
Exons: 2
Coding region: 20-781 (253 amino acids)
Biological process (GO): proteolysis
Molecular function (GO): serine-type endopeptidase activity
Source: RefSeq, a predicted model, not a curated record
AUAAAGAAAUAGUCACAACAUGAAACUAUCUGUAACAUUUGUGAUUCUUAGCGCAUUAUUUGCCGGCUCUUUGGCCAAUGGUGGUGCCGAAACUCGCAUUGCUGGCGGUGAGGAUGCCGUUUUGGGUCAGUUACCCUACCAGGCGGCUCUCUCCAUUGGUGGCAGCUACAAUUGUGGUGCGGUCAUCAUUGCCGAACGUUAUGCAUUGACGGCUCUCACUUGUGUCUGCUCUACUGGCCAGGAUAAACCUUGGCCACCACAGAUGUUUAUGGUUUCUGCCGGUACUGUGGAUCUCUACAAUGGUGGACAGCGUAUUCGCGUGGAGGAGAUCACCAUUAACCCGAACUACAAUGAGCUGAAAACAGGUGUUGCCCUGCUCCGCCUCACCGAACCUUUUGUCUUCAACAAAUAUGUCAGCGCCUUGCCAUUGGCCGCGAAGAAUCCUCCAACUGGUGCCUACGUCGACAUCUCUGGCUGGGGAAGAACCACCCAGACGGAAGCCGACAUGCACCGCACCCUACAGAUCGGUACCGCCAUUGUGGAGCCCCAGCGUGAGUGCAGUCUUGUCGACAAUCAGAUCGUUAACAACGAUCAGGUUCUGUGCUUGGGCCAUGGACGUCGUGAAGGCAUCUGCCGUGGCGAUCUUGGAGGUCCUGCUGUCUAUCAGGGUUCCCUUGUGGGUCUCGGUGGUGAGCUUUUGGGCGAAUGCGGUGGCCUGUUGCCCGAACGUUUCAUCAGCAUUGCUUCCAACUACAAGUGGAUCCAGAAGCAGAUGAAAUAAGCCACAAAUAAAGAUUCUAUAAACUGCAAUC